Medicago truncatula (barrel medic) is the source of this 1985-nucleotide messenger RNA. Its product is annotated as probable glucuronoxylan glucuronosyltransferase IRX7. Lineage: Eukaryota; Viridiplantae; Streptophyta; Magnoliopsida; Fabales; Fabaceae. The transcript has 3 exons. The coding region runs from base 311 to 1642 and encodes 443 amino acids. Gene Ontology annotation, biological process: glucuronoxylan biosynthetic process. The record is from RefSeq and is a predicted model, not a curated record. Gene Ontology annotation, molecular function: glycosyltransferase activity.
CUUAAAAAAACAAAACAAUAACCUCUCCCUUUUUUCCUCAUUUCUACUCUGUCUUUCCCAUUCCCUUCAAUAAUUGGGUUUGGGAGAAAAACAAAAUCCCAACACAAACAAAACCCUCUAACAAAAUUAUAACUUACUCCUCCUUCCUACAAAUCCCAUAUUUGUUUAUUUUUGUUGCUAAAACUAUUUGCCAACAAACUCAUACCUUCCUCUUAUUCUCUUGUUUUUUCCUUCAUUUCCACUUCUUCCUACACCAAUAACCGAAAGCUCAAUCUCAACUACUCAUUCAAAUUCAAACCCUUCUCUUCAAAUGUUGGAACUAAAGACUCCCCUCAAGAACAAAGGAUUCUAUGUUAGAAUGAAACUCAUGAACAAACAUAACACAAAACCUCAACAAGACCAUCAUAAAACAUUUUUCUUUUUUACAUAUUACAAAUGGCUUCUUUGGUUUUCUCUUUCUCUUUAUUUCUUCACCUCUUAUCUCAUCACCAAUGACCCACAAGACAUAACAACCAUUGUCUCAAAUUCUAAUUCCAACGUUGUUUCUCAUAACUCAUUAGAUAUGUUGAAAAAUUUGAAGGUGUUUGUUUAUGAGCUACCUUCAAAAUACAACAAUGAUUGGCUUGUAAAUGGGAGGUGUAAAACACAUUUGUUUGCUUCAGAAGUUGCUAUUCACACCGCAUUGUUGAAAAGUGAUGUGAGAACUUUUGACCCUUAUGAAGCUGAUUUCUUCUUUGUUCCUGUUUAUGUUUCUUGCAACUUCAGCACAGUUAAUGGUUUUCCGGCAAUUGGACAUGCCCGUGCUCUCAUUUCCUCCGCGGUUGAGCUCGUCUCCACCGAAUAUCCAUUUUGGAAUCGAAGCAGAGGAUCCGACCAUGUUUUUGUCGCUUCUCAUGAUUUUGGAGCAUGUUUUCAUACCCUCGAGGAUAAGGCAAUGGGCGAUGGAAUACCACAAAUAUUGAAGAAUUCAAUUGUGUUGCAGACAUUUGGGGUAGAAUAUGAACAUCCUUGUCAAGAUGUUGAGAAUGUGGUUAUACCACCUUAUGUCUCGCCGGAGAAAGUUUCGAGGACGCUUGAGAAAGCUCCGAUGAACGGACGGCGAGAUAUUUGGGCUUUCUUUAGAGGGAAAAUGGAAGUUCAUCCUAAAAACGUCAGUGGACGGUAUUACAGCAAGCGAGUGCGAACCGAGAUAUGGAGGAAAUUCAAUGGUGAUCGGAGAUUUUAUCUACAACGACAUAGAUUCGCAGGUUACCAAAUGGAAAUCGCACGAUCAGUAUUUUGUCUAUGUCCGUUAGGGUGGGCACCAUGGAGUCCAAGACUUGUAGAAUCAGUCGCACUUGGUUGUGUGCCUGUUAUAAUCGCCGAUGGAAUACGUUUGCCGUUUUCAUCAAUCGUGAAAUGGCCGGAGAUAUCACUCACGGUGGCAGAGAAAGACGUAGGAAAACUCGACAAAAUUCUCAAGCACGUGGCCGCGACGAACCUUACUCAAAUUCAGAAGAAUUUGUGGGACCCAAAAACAAGACAGGCCCUACUUUUCAACAGUGAGGUCCAAGAAGGGGAUGCCACGUGGCAAGUAUUGUUUAGUCUAAGUCAGAAGCUUGGUAGGUCCUACCGUAGGUCCAUGGUUUCUGGCCAAUUGUGAAAUUACACGUGGUGGAAUGUUAUUGGGUUAGAAGUUUGACAGCGAAUGAAGCUGAGUUUCCUACGUGGAUGCGUUGGCAUUGGCAAUGACAACUAUAAUAUAAAGUGGAUUACAGCUAUGAAUUUCUUUGGCAUUUAUUGCUCAGAAGGAAUUCUGAUGGUGGGGCCCUAUGAGACAUAAGAGUAGAUAUAUUUUUGUAUUUUUAGGGUGGGUGGGUCCAUUGAUGAGGUGGCAAGUUUUGAUUUGAUGAAAGUGCAUAGAAAAAGAUUCUUUUUUUCCUUGUAAAGUCAUUUUUUGUGUAAAUAAUUUACUUGUUCAAUAAAGAAUUUUUUAAUUUGUUGAA